Neopsephotus bourkii (Bourke's parrot) is the source of this 1505-nucleotide messenger RNA. RefSeq names its product zinc finger and BTB domain containing 3 (gene ZBTB3). Gene Ontology annotation, biological process: regulation of transcription by RNA polymerase II. The record is from RefSeq and is a predicted model, not a curated record. Gene Ontology annotation, cellular component: nucleus. The transcript is spliced from 2 exons. The coding region runs from base 299 to 1495 and encodes 398 amino acids. Gene Ontology annotation, molecular function: protein binding; DNA-binding transcription factor activity, RNA polymerase II-specific; RNA polymerase II cis-regulatory region sequence-specific DNA binding. NCBI's taxonomy places the organism in Eukaryota, Metazoa, Chordata, Aves, Psittaciformes, Psittacidae.
CCCGCGCUGCGGGCUUCCCCGGCAACGCUCCGCCCCGCGGUCAUAGCAACCACGGCCAAGGCCGCAUCGGCCCGCCUCUUCUCGGCAGAAGCCAAUCAGCAGCCCUCUUCUAUAAGUGACAGUGGGAAGCCACCAAUCAACAGGCGCCUCUUACCCUCAUCGUCCCGGCAUUUUUAGCGGCAGGUGAUCUGACCAAUGAGAGCAGGAGAGGCUGGCCGAGCUGACUGCCAAUCAGCGCGGAGGGGCGGGGCGUCGGUAGGCCGUCGCUUUGUGGGCCGGCAGAGCCCCGCGGGACACCAUGGAGUUCCCCGAGCACAGCCGGCAGCUGCUGCGGGGGCUGCGGGAGCAGCGGGCCCAGGGCUUCCUCUGCGACUGCACCGUGCUGGUGGGCAGCGCCCCGUUCCCUGCGCACCGCGCGGUCCUGGCCGCCUGCAGCGCCUUCUUCCACAUGUGUUACGCGGAGCGGCUGGAUAAGGGCGACCUGGUGUGCCUGAACAGCGAGAUCGUGACGCCGCCCGCCUUCGGGCUGCUCCUGGAGUUCAUGUACGAGGGGCGGCUGGCGCUGGCCGCCACGCCGCUGGAGGACGUGCUGGCGGCCGCCAGUUACCUGCACAUGAACGACGUCGUCAAGCUCUGCAAGAAGAAGCUCCAGGCGCGGGUCCCGGCUGAGGCCGACAGCACCAAGCGGGAGGAGGAUGCCCCCGGCAGCCCCCCGCUGCCGCCCGCCGCCCCCCAGCAGUGCCCACCCAGCCCUGGGGCUCCCCUGUUGCCCCCCCCCGUCCCGGCCCCGGAGGCUGCGGAUGGUGGGGAGGAGGGACUGCCCCCCCCCGAGCCGCCCGUGUCCCGCGUGGAUGUGGCUGACACCACGCAGCCCGGCAUGGAGGGCGACUGGUCCCGUGCUGCUGCACCGGAGCUGCCCCUCCCCAGCCCCAGCAGCUCGACGGAGGCCGCCCCUCGCACCGCCUUCCCUGGGAGCGAGCUGCCCGCCCCGGGGGGGCUCUGCGCAGGGCCCUGGGCUCCCGCUGCCCCUGGGGGGCUGCUGCCUGCUGCUGUUAAAGUGGAAGCCAUUGUCAUCUCCGACGAGGAGCCCGAGGCGGGCACCCGCCGCUCUGCCAGCCUCUUCCCGGCGCCAGCCCGUGCCCCGCGGCCUGCGACCUUCGGGGAGGCAUCGGGGGAGCCGCUGCCAUUCGGGCUGCCAGCGCUGCGGGAGCCGCUGUUCCUGCCACCGCUGGAGGGGCGCGGGGGUUUCGGGCUCUUCACCGAGGAGGCACCGACCUGCCCCACGUGCGGGAAAACGUUCUCCUGCUCCUACACCCUGCGGCGCCACGCCACCGUGCACACGCGGGAGCGUCCCUACGAGUGCCGCCAUUGCCUGCGCAGCUACACCCAGUCCGGGGACCUCUACCGCCAUAUCCGCAAGGCCCACAGCCACGGGCCGCCCACCCGCGGCGGAGCCCACAGCGACCACGACCGUGACUGCGACAACCCCCCCUAACGGGGCCGGC